Messenger RNA from Paramecium tetraurelia, 947 nucleotides. RefSeq lists its product as uncharacterized. Lineage: Eukaryota; Ciliophora; Oligohymenophorea; Peniculida; Parameciidae. Gene Ontology annotation, biological process: tricarboxylic acid cycle; respiratory electron transport chain; aerobic respiration. The record is from RefSeq and is a predicted model, not a curated record. The transcript is spliced from 4 exons. Gene Ontology annotation, molecular function: 2 iron, 2 sulfur cluster binding; electron transfer activity.
AUGCUUUAGAGAUUGUCUACAGUGUUCAGAAGACCAAUGUUCUGGCAUGGGACACAUCAUCACGACAGUAACGAUGCUACAAAAAGGUUAUUUGACACUGUCUCUAGUACAGUGAAAGGCAUAUAAUAAAUAAACUAUGUGGUGGAGCACGAUCCAAAACUAACAACAGAGGAGAAGUCAAAAAUGAAGCAAUUCCUUAUUUAUAGAUACGAUCCAGCUGAUGAGAAUGACUUCCCCAAGUAUGUCAGCUAUUAUGUUGACUUGAAGAAGAUACCUCCAAUGUACUUGGAUGCAUUGUUAUACAUUAAAGACAAUUACGAUUCCUCAUUAUCAUUACGUAGAUCCUGCAGAGAAGGCAUCUGUGGAUCUUGCUCAAUGAAUUGCAAUGGUCUUCAUAAAUUGGCUUGUAUUCACGCUAUUGACACUGACUUGACAUAGCCAGCCUACAUCACUCCAUUGGGACACAUGUUUGUAGUCAAAGACUUGGUAGUUGAUAUGACCAAUUUCUACACUCAAUAUAAGACCAUCGAUCCUUAUUUGAAGAGGAAGACUCCAAAAGAAGGAAAUAAGGAAUAUAUUCAAUCUGUAGAAGACAGAAAGUUACUUGAUGGUCUUUACGAGUGUGUGUUAUGUGCAUGCUGUUCGACAUCUUGUCCUUCUUAUUGGUGGCAUCCAGAUAGAUAUCUUGGUCCAGCAGUGUUGAUGUAGGCUUACAGAUGGAUUGUGGAUUCAAGAGAUGAGUACACUGAUGAGAGACUUGAAAAAUUAGCCGAAGAUGUGAAGGUUGAGGAUUGUUAGAAUAUUGGAAUGUGUUCAUUCACUUGUCCUAAAGGUUUGGAUCCACAGAGAUCAAUGAAUCAUUUGAUGAAAUUAAUAGAAGAAUACAAGGAAAGAAAGAUUGCAUCUGCAACAUUAUGAAAUAAUAUCAUAUAAGAUAACAAUAAUAA